GAAACGACUCGAAAUCGAAAGUUGGAGCUGCGAUUAGCGCAAUGAAAGCGGCCACCCGGUGACGGGCUGUUUGUCGUUGUAGUCUUAAAUUAAUUGUAAAGUAACAUUUAACUGACUAAGCUCGAGUCUGUGCCGUGGCCGUCUGUUCCAGCCGGAAACAUGGACUCGGACACUGAGGUGGAAGGUAUUUUGCAGAAAGGGGAUGAGAUGGAGGAUGAGGAGAAGCACAGGUGGCAAAGGCCACCAUCCAGCUAUGGUUCGAUGAAGAGUGAGAGUGAUGACAUGGAGGACACGGACAAAGAGGAGGAGAAGAAAGCUGUGAGCGUGGCCCCACAACUACCUGAACCAAGAGCUCCAGAGAAGACAGGGAUACAGAUGAUUCGCUCGGCCUCUCCAGAGACCCUCUACACCAUGACCACGCAGCAGACCAAACCCCCCGGAGCUGUUAUCAUUGAUACCAGGUCUUGUGAUCUGGAUCUUCCAGACGAUGAAUAUUCGGAUGAGGAAGGGGAAGAGGAUGAAAUUUUAAUAACUAAUUCUCCAGAACCACCUCAGCCCAUUGAACCAGAUGACCCGAUGCCUGAUGAGAAUAGCCAGCCAGGCAGACUGCACCCAGAACAGGAUCUGCCUCAUAUAUUUAGGAAUAUCCAGGAUACUCUGAGCCGGCUCUCCUGGGAAGAAAUGAUGAAGUUUAAGUCAUGGUUUUAUCAGUGGGAGCCAGAACUGAAGCUGAAGCAGAUGCUGGACGGAGAUAUUCUUGACUUUGUAGACAAGCUCUUGGAGGUCCUUGGCCAGGAUCGUGCUCUGACACACACAAUAACCAGUCUAGAAAAUAUCAACAAGAAGCCAGAGGCAGAGCAGCUAUCAGAGAAGUGUAAGAGAGCGUUGAUGCGUUUCCGCCUGCAGCUGUCUUUAAUCAGAAAACAUCAAGUCAUCCGCGAGGGAGUCAUUCAAGCUGGAAAGCAGAAUUUUCUAGACAAGGUCUUUGUGGAGCCUGAGAUUUCCACCUGUGGUUAUGGAGGAAUUUACCCCACCCAUAAUUUGCGGCCACCUCCAUCACCGGUCCCAGUCCCCAGCCCUGACACCUUUGUCAGAUUGAACAAUUUGAUUCGACUAACCAAGGCAGACAGCACUCCGGUGAGGACCGUGUUGACCACAGGGCUCGCAGGAAUUGGCAUGUCUGUCUGUGUGGGAAAAUUUUGCCUGGACUGGGCGGAACAGCGUGCCAAUAAGGAUCUUCAGUUUGUCAUCAAACUUUCAUUCCGAGCUUUGUGGAUUCUGCGAAACAAACACCUCCCUGAGUCUCAGGAGAUGUCAAUCAUGGAAAUCAUUGAAUAUUAUAAUUCUGACUGCAGCGAAAUAAAGACUUUCCUGGAAGAGGAAAACUGUAAAUUUCUCGUCAUAAUGGACUCGUUUGAUCGGUACCAAGCUGCUUUGGACUGGGAGAAUGCUCCAGUAAUAGAUAACAAUCACACCCCAGCACAUCCUGAUGUCCUGAUUGUAAACAUCAUCCGAGGCACUGUGCUCCGCGGUGCCCGCCUCUGGAUCCUGGGCAGACGGGCGGCUGUCUCACAGAUACCUUCCAAGUUCAUAGACGUGGUCACAGAAAUACAGGGCUUUAAUGAUGAGAUGAAAGAACGCUACCUGACGAAUCGCUGGCAGAGCAACACAGAUAUGGCCACAAAAGUCGUAUCACAUUUCAAGCGCCUUCCCAUGCUCGUCAUGGCCGCUCGCAACCCAUUUGUCUGCUGGAUGGUGGCCACAGUGUUUGAACGAUGCUACCGUUACCGGGACUACGGAAGCAAUCCUCCUAGACUGACACCGUUCUACGUCAACAUUUUGAUGGUCCAGAUGAAUCGAAGGCUGCAGUUUUACUAUGAAAGGAGGGAAAAUGAUUUGAAAUGGUCGACUGAGGACAAGAACCUGGUGACAAAGCUGGGAAAGAUGGCCCUGAAAAUGCUGGAAAAGGAUGUCAGUGUGUUCUAUGUGGACGAUGUGAAGGAGCACGGUCUGAAUUUGACCGAGGUGGCCGUGUUGUGUGGCAUGUGCACCGAGCUUCCCACUCCAGCUGCAGACGGGAGGAUGGUGUACUCCUUUAUUCACUUCACCUUCCAGGAGUUCAUGGCUGCUUUGUAUGUCUUCACAAUGUUUCGCGCAGAGGAGAAGAACAUCCUGGACUCUGGGACUUUGUACAUGCCCAAGAUCUUUACAUCCAAAGAACAAACCAAAUCAAUCGCAGGCCUGAUCCAGUGUGCUUUGGCGCGAACCUUUAACGCCCCGAGGAGUCAAUAUGACAUCUUCCUGCGCUUUCUGUGCGGCCUGCUUUCCCCAGACUGCCAUGACAAUCAGCUCUGCGGAUACCUCUUCCGCCAGAACUCCCCUAAAGUGGGAGGACUAGAUCAAGCACAGCGGCUGCUGGAGCAGACCAUCGAGAAGGCUCCACCUAACAAGGUGGAGAACUUGAAGGAGUGCCUUAGAGAGAUGAUACAGAAGGACGAGUGACUCAACUCUACAUGAGGUCAAGAAAACAGCUCGACGUAAUGGAGAAAAGGAGAAGAUCACAUUUCAGUCAUCAUAGAAUUCUUAGAAGUCUUAUCAGAAUGGAAUGAACAUUAAACUGUUUCUUAUUUGGAUUGUAACAUCAAACCAGACAAGCUCAAAUGUUUUUAUGAGUUCCAGUGGAGUGGACUUUAUGCAGUACUACAUCAUGUUUGUCGAGUUUCACACACAGCACUAAUAAAAUUUAUUUAAACAGUGGAUUUUACUUCGUUUAGUGGCCAUUUCCCAGCAUCUGACUUUAUUUCCUUCUAACUUAAUGCACGGGGGACUGAUAUUGUUAAUUUGCAGAUUAGUGAAAUAGAAACAUCUGCAAAAAUAAUUUUAAUGAGUUCAAAUUGAAAGGUUGUGUUUACAUUUCUUUAGUUAAUUUCAGUGCAGUUUUAUUAAUAGGACACCAGUUCACUGCAACAAAAACAGAAACUAUGGGAGAGAGAAGACAUGCAGUAACUGAUUAUAAACACAUGAGGAGUGAAAAGACAGUGAAGAAGUGCCCAGUGCAUCACUGGAGGUCUCCCAGCAGCUGGAACGUAUAGCAGCCAAACAGGGUCACCUAAUCCAGCCCUGACUAUAAACUGAAGCCUAAAGUAAAGAGGGUUUCUAUCUCUUGAAAUCAAACUGGCAUCUGUUUCCACAGGGGACGCCCUGAGAGGGGCCUGGCAGCCUCCCAUUCUAUGUGAAUGCCAGCCAGAAAAAUUAUCUCAGUGUUUCUGAGAUUUUUAGAGAACUCUGAAAAUACAGGACUAAAAGUAGAACCUUAAUAUGACAAAGAUCUUCAUUUAGCCUGGAAAAAAGAGUUUUUUUGCUCUAUAAAAAGUCCCCCGUAAAGCUUAUUAUUCAGCACUGAUUGAAGGAAAAUAAGAACCCCAGGUUUGUUUUCAGCACUGUAGCCAAGAUGACAGAGUCAGAGCUCUGUAGACCCAAGUACCUUAACACAGAUACAAGCACUUUGGUUUCUCACAAGCACGGAGUGCUGAUAGUGGGACAAACAGGACGCAUUUCUUGACAUGCAUACAUCCCCCUGUCUCACUGUAAAUUUCUCUAAAGUUUAUUAUCUGCUUAUAAAAAAGAAAAUAGCAUACUAUUCUUUGUCUAAGUCUAUUUGCAGUGUUAAUAUUAUGUUAUCAUCACCCCAAAACUAAUAAAAAAAAUGCUGCUAUGAAUAAUA
This is a messenger RNA of Archocentrus centrarchus (flier cichlid), 3724 nucleotides long. RefSeq names its product protein NLRC3-like. Bases 160 to 2502 code for a protein of 780 amino acids. The record is from RefSeq and is a predicted model, not a curated record. The transcript has 12 exons. NCBI's taxonomy places the organism in Eukaryota, Metazoa, Chordata, Actinopteri, Cichliformes, Cichlidae.